Molecule: messenger RNA, 237 nt
Organism: Geodia barretti
Lineage: Eukaryota; Metazoa; Porifera; Demospongiae; Tetractinellida; Geodiidae
Source: the annotation of a GenBank genome assembly
AUGUUGAAGGACAAUGUCAACACCUUUGUCCUGAACAUGGAGAAUCUGUCCUACAUCAGCAGCGCCGGCCUCAGGGUGAUACUGCUAGUGGCCAAGCAGAUGCAGGGCAAGUCGGCAAAGUUUGGGAUGUGCUCCCUCUCUGAUUCCAUUAGCGAGGUGUUCCAGAUCAGCGGAUUCGACAAGAUCAUCCCGACUCAUGCAACCCAAGCCGAGGCUAUAUCUUCCCUCGGAGCCUAG